Messenger RNA from Folsomia candida, 862 nucleotides. Its product is annotated as astacin. Lineage: Eukaryota; Metazoa; Arthropoda; Collembola; Entomobryomorpha; Isotomidae. Gene Ontology annotation, biological process: proteolysis. Gene Ontology annotation, molecular function: zinc ion binding; metalloendopeptidase activity. The record is from RefSeq and is a predicted model, not a curated record. The transcript has 7 exons. The coding region runs from base 323 to 649 and encodes 108 amino acids.
UGAUGUAUUCACCUUGGUUCUCGGGGAACUUCUCUUGCAAUGUUCUGCAGUUCCUGUUGCCAUUGCGGAUGGUCCCGUUCCCUUACAACGACCUAAAGUUGACCUUGCCAUUUUGGAACAAGAAUUGAACCCUACCGAUUUUAACAUAACUUGUACCACCAGAGAUUCCGACAGCAUUGGAAUAUUUUCUGGAAAUCCUAACCUUAAUUCGCGUUGGAGAAAUGGCUACAUCGUCCAGAUUGCGCCGCAGUGGAGUACUGCACAAGCUCAACUUAUAGAAGGCGCGAGGUACGAAAUUAGCACCAAAAUUUGCAUCCCAAUCAUGAAAUGGCCCACGGGAUCGGCGCCGAGUGGAGAUUACGUGUACAUUCAGAAAGGAGGGAGUGGUUCGGGAUGUUACUCGGAUGGCAUUGGGAGAAGGGGUGGCCGACAAAUCAUAAAUCUGCAGGAUCCCGGCUGCGUCACUAAGGGAAUAAUAAUGCACGAAAAUAUUCAUGCCAUGGGAUUCCACCAUGAGCAAGUUCGCCCAGAUCGCAACAACUAUAUCACCGUGUACCCAAACGAGAUUGUGGACGGGAACGCCAAUACCCAGUACCAAAUCUACCAGGGCUCGUUACCUUCGGCGUUCCCUAUGACUUUUCCUCCAUAAUGCACUAUGGUUCUUACGAUUUUUCCAAGUAUGGAAAUCCUACCAUGCGAAAAAAGGAUGACUCAAUUAUUGUGAAGCAACGAAAUGGUCUCACAAACAAUGAUGUUGCCAAGUUACGAAAAAUGUAUAAUUGUUAAUUAUAUUGUUAAGGUUAACAUAUUUAAUCUUACUGCGACAACUAUUAAUAAUUGAUGAUUUUGGAAAAUAAAUACA